This is a messenger RNA of Drosophila eugracilis, 1144 nucleotides long. RefSeq names its product histone deacetylase complex subunit SAP30 homolog (gene Sap30). Gene Ontology annotation, biological process: regulation of DNA-templated transcription. Gene Ontology annotation, cellular component: histone deacetylase complex. Gene Ontology annotation, molecular function: transcription coregulator activity; protein binding. The record is from RefSeq and is a predicted model, not a curated record. Lineage: Eukaryota; Metazoa; Arthropoda; Insecta; Diptera; Drosophilidae. Bases 168 to 689 code for a protein of 173 amino acids. The transcript has 2 exons.
CCGAUAUCGAUAACCAUCUUGUUUAGUCAAAGGGAAAACAGAGGGAAACAAAGCAAAGCAGUGGGAAAGAAAAACUUGUGAGAAGAGAAACGUAGAAGGCCAGAGCAUCAAAAAGCAGGAACGGUUUGAAUUUGAUUGCAAAUCACGAGAGAUAGAGCAAGAUCAGGAUGAACAACGGAUUCAGCACCGGUGAGGAGGACAGCCGUGGUCAUACGGACCAAACCUGCUGCCUGAUCGACGACAUGGAGCGAUGUCGCAACCAAGCCGGCUAUGCCAGCUACUCCAAGCGGAUCCAGAAGACGGUGGCCCAGAAGCGGCUCAAGCUCAGCAGUGAUCCGGCCGCACAGCACAUCUACAUCUGCGACCACCACAAGGAGCGCAUACAGUCGGUGCGCACGAAAAGACGCCGCAAGGACAGCGAGGACGACAGCAAUGAGACGGACACGGAUCUGCACGAAUUUCCAGAUCUCUAUCAGCUGGGCGUGAGCACGCUGCGUCGCUACAAGCGCCACUUCAAGGUCCAAACGCGGCAGGGAAUGAAGCGGGCACAGCUGGCAGAUACCAUUAUGAAGCACUUCAAGACAAUACCCAUCAAAGAGAAGGAAAUCAUCACGUUCUUUGUUUACAUGGUGAAAAUGGGCUCGAAUAAGCUGGACCAGAAAAACGGCCUUGGCAACGACACCACCUGAAGGCGCGUCGGCGGGCGUAGGGAGGAAGACGACGCCGACGACGUCUACUCCUUCUAACGCUGGCCAACCGCCAAUUAACACAUCUCACAUUGUUGCUGCAUUUGCUGGACGUCAGCAUUGUUCACCCGAAUAAGGAAAAAAACGAAAAUACUGAUAGCGAAAUGUCCUUCUCAUCUUUAAAUCCAAAACUUACACUUAAACCUACACCACUGCCCAAAAUCCUUUCCUCAACUUCUUCCCGGAAUACGAAUAAUAUUCAACAUAUAACAUAUAAUUGCAAUGAAAGAAUGUAAGGAAAAAGGCAACUGGUGCUCCCAAAAAAUAUUAUAGCGCGAUAAAAACUAAUCAUAAACUAAACAAACAAAAUUUACAAAACUAAUUGUAGCCUUGGUCCGUUGUUAAUAGCUCUAUAUACACGCAUUACAUUAAAUAAACUAUGUAAAUUUACAAGAAAA